Messenger RNA from Debaryomyces hansenii CBS767, 798 nucleotides. It is a transcript of the gene RVS161, whose product is annotated as amphiphysin-like protein. Bases 1 to 798 code for a protein of 265 amino acids. NCBI's taxonomy places the organism in Eukaryota, Fungi, Ascomycota, Pichiomycetes, Serinales, Debaryomycetaceae. The record is from RefSeq and is a predicted model, not a curated record. Gene Ontology annotation, molecular function: protein binding; lipid binding. The transcript has a single exon. Gene Ontology annotation, biological process: plasma membrane tubulation; actin cortical patch localization; endocytosis. Gene Ontology annotation, cellular component: Rvs161p-Rvs167p complex; mating projection tip; medial cortex.
AUGUCUUGGGAUGGAUUUAAGAAAGCCGUCCAUCGGGCUGGAGCUUCGGUUACAGUUAAGGAAGUAGAUAAAACAAUUGAUAAAGACUUUGACGUAGAAGAAAGAAGAUACAAGACCUUAAGAUCAGCAGGUACUGGCUUGCAGAAGGCAUCCAAAGGUUAUUUAGAUUCAUUGAGAGCAGUUACCGCAUCACAAGUUACAAUUUCUGAGAUUGUGUCCAACUUAUACGAAGAAGCAAAGCAGGGAGCAUCAAUUUAUUCGAAUGUUGGUAACUAUUACUCGCAGUGUGUUAAGGAUCUUGACGAAGAAACGGUUAAACAGGUCGAUGGGCCGUUUAGAGAGACUAUUUUGGACCCAAUAACAAAAUUCACUAACUAUUUCACAGAAAUCGAUGAGGCUAUCAAGAAGAGAGCACACAAGAAAGUUGACUAUGAUCAGUGUAAGGCAAAGGUUAGAAAGUUAGUCGAUAAGCCCGCCAAAGAUGCAGGUAAGUUACCAAGGGCAGAGAAGGAAUUAUCGCUUGCGAAGGAUAUUUUUGAUGAUUUAAAUGAAAGGUUGAAGCAAGAAUUACCGCAGAUAAUCUCGUUGAGAGUACCUUACCUUGAUCCUUCUUUUGAAAGUUUAGUCAAGAUUCAAUUGAGAUUUUGUACCGAAGGAUAUUCAAGGUUGGCACAACUUCAACAACAUUUGGAUCAAGCAUCAAGAGAUGAAUACGCAAAUGGUGUUUUAGACGGUAGGAUUGAUGAUUUACUUGCUCAAAUGGGAACCUUGAACAUCACUUCAUUGGGACAAAAAUAG